Triticum aestivum (bread wheat) is the source of this 990-nucleotide messenger RNA. RefSeq lists its product as uncharacterized. Bases 93 to 836 code for a protein of 247 amino acids. The record is from RefSeq and is a predicted model, not a curated record. The transcript has 2 exons. NCBI's taxonomy places the organism in Eukaryota, Viridiplantae, Streptophyta, Magnoliopsida, Poales, Poaceae.
CAUGGCAACUAUCAUGGAAACUUUGAGGAGAAGCCCAAGAAGACUAUACACUCGGCGUCGCUGCAGGAGCUUGUCCUGUAAAACCAGGCAUCAUGGAUAUCUCUGUUUCGGCACCAAUGGUGGAGAAGGUCUCCUGGUACUGCCGAUAUACCGGCGGGUAUGUUGCCUUUGGUCAUUGGCGGCUCAAGCAGCUGAGGCUGCAGACGGCAGAGAGACAACAAGGACAACCCCCUUCGCUCAACAUUCAUGCGUGCCUUCUCCUGCUCAAUUUAAUGCAAGCUACGACUAAAGUAAAUUUUUUGAAUGUUAUAUAUCCUGCCAAAUUGUUUUUUCAGCAUUCCCGUAAUUUACAAGGAGCAGUCAAGUUUACGCGGGAGAUAGAGAAGCAUAUGGUUGUUGCCUUCUCUGUUUUGGAGUUACAUCUCAAAACAAGCGGGCAUGUUUAUGGAGCAUUGGUUUUUUAUCUCUUUGGGAUGGACCGAAUUCGUAAUGAUGUGCAGAGGCUUAAAAUCUUCCUACAGAGAUCAACGGGGGAAGAUCGAUACCCACCAUAUUGUCCUUGUGAGCCCACAAACCGGAGAUCUCAGACUAUCUUCUUGACUGCUCUCGAAGAAGUGGAGAUUUAUGGAUUCGAAGGACGCAAACACGAGAUUAAUUUCUUAAAACUGAUAUUUGAAUGUGCCCCAAUGCUUACAAGAAUGAUUGUGAAGCUGACACAUGAGGCCUCUGCAUCUGCAAGUACAAUGGAUGCACAAAAAUAUACAACAUCUUCGGGGCCUAUCCUUCUGUGGAAUCAUGUGUUUUAUAUUAUUAACCCCGAUGAGUAUAUGUUCUAGAUAAAGACAUGCCAUUAAUUUAAAAGGCAUGAUUGGGCAUAUGUAUCUCAAUUAUUACCGCUGUAUUUGUGUCUGCGCCCGCUAGUUUCUUGUCAUAAUGGAAGCUGAAUGAUCGAAUUGGCGAUACAAAAUUGAACCUUCUUAUACAGGCUUC